UACAACAGGGUCUGUUCUGUUGUAGUACACAAGCUUGUCGGUUGUGUGAUGUGAAAGAGGUGUAUACAAGCCACAUGAAAUAAACAGCAUUUGAAUAUCUAAACUUAUAACAAGGAUGUCAGACAAAGGAGAGGUGGAUUUAACUGGCGUUAAACAGAAUACUGGUGUAUGGCUAGUGAAAGUCCCAAAGUAUUUAUCACAACAGUGGGCAAAGGCAACAGGAAAAGGAGAGGUUGGAAAGCUCCGAAUCACCAAGAAUCAAGGCAAGCCAGAGGUUUCUUUUACACUCAAUGAGGAGCUGACCACUAUAGACAGUAUGGGGGAGAAAUCCUCUAUGGUGCGAGCUCCCAGAGAACAUCCAUUUACUCUACAGACUGUUGGUGGACUGGCUGUCUUUACAGAAAGUUUUUCAGGGCAGUCAGAUGCUGAGGCCAGCGGCCCAGGUACAGGCCCAGACAAAAUUGCACUGGAAGGAAUGGUUGUACAGAGAGCUGAAUGCAGACCAGCAGUAAGUGACAACUACAUGAAGCUUAAGAGGUUGCAGAUUGAGGAGUUAUCCAAACCCCUGAGAUUUUCUCAACAACUCGACAAGGCUGUUACCACCAAUUACAAACCUGUGGCUAAUCAUGCAUAUAAUCUGGACUAUGAAAAGAAAAAGAAAGAAGAAGGAAAGAGGGCACGAGCAGAUAAACAGCAGGUGUUGGACAUGCUGUUCUCCGCCUUUGAGAAGCAUCAGUAUUACAACAUUAAAGAUCUGGUGGACAUCACAAAACAGCCUGUGAUUUAUUUAAAGGAGAUUCUUCGGGACAUUGGCAUCUACAAUGUCAAAGGCACCCACAAAAACACUUGGGAGCUCAAACCGGAAUACAGACACUAUCAAAAUGAAGAAAAGAGUGACUGAUCUUAUCAUAGUACAGUAUAGGGCCAUGAACCCAUUCAUUGGACUCAGUGGUUAUCAAAACCUGUUUUAAAUACCAACCAUUAACUUGUCCAAUAAGUACAAAAGGAUAUUGUUUCCGAAUAAUUUCAAGAAUAUGUCAUGGUUUGAUUUUAGAGAUAUCUUUGUGGAGUUUAAUAAUGCUAAGGAGCUUUUUUACGACUUGAUAAACUGGGGGAUUCACGUGUACAAUUUAGCCCUAGCUGAGACUAAAUUGUAUUUAUCUCAGCUUAGGUUUUUAAUGUAUAAAAAGUGAUGUUAUAACAAUACAUUACCAACGUUUUAAAAAUUAUUUUCUGUUUAAAAGAAACAAGUUUUCUCUUGACUGAACGUGUUUGUAAUAAAGUUUUUGUACAAAGA
Paramisgurnus dabryanus is the source of this 1297-nucleotide messenger RNA. RefSeq names its product general transcription factor IIF, polypeptide 2a (gene gtf2f2a). Gene Ontology annotation, cellular component: transcription factor TFIIF complex. Gene Ontology annotation, biological process: transcription initiation at RNA polymerase II promoter; transcription by RNA polymerase II. The record is from RefSeq and is a predicted model, not a curated record. Lineage: Eukaryota; Metazoa; Chordata; Actinopteri; Cypriniformes; Cobitidae.